Hirsutella rhossiliensis is the source of this 2949-nucleotide messenger RNA. Its product is annotated as elongation factor tu GTP binding domain-containing protein. Gene Ontology annotation, biological process: mRNA splicing, via spliceosome. The coding region runs from base 1 to 2949 and encodes 982 amino acids. The record is from RefSeq and is a predicted model, not a curated record. Gene Ontology annotation, cellular component: U2-type catalytic step 2 spliceosome; U4/U6 x U5 tri-snRNP complex; cytosol. Gene Ontology annotation, molecular function: GTP binding; U5 snRNA binding; translation elongation factor activity. Lineage: Eukaryota; Fungi; Ascomycota; Sordariomycetes; Hypocreales; Ophiocordycipitaceae. The transcript has 5 exons.
AUGGACGACCUCUACGAUGAGUUCGGCAACUUCAUCGGCGAAGAGGCCGCCGCAUCUGAAGAGGCUUCCGAGGCGGGCGUUGAUGCCGGCGACUAUGUCUACGACGACGAGCACGGCGAAGCCGUUCCGGGUGACGAGCUCAUGGAUAUUGACGAGGGCCCUUCCAACGCCGUCAUCCUCCACGAGGACAAGCAGUACUACCCGACCGCCGAGCAGGUGUACGGCGCCGACGUCGAGACCCGCGUCGAAGAGGUGGAUGCCUUGCCCCUCACUGCCCCCAUCAUCGCCCCCGUCGAGGUGAAAAAGUUUACCAUCGAGGAAGCCGACCUACCCCCCGUCUUCUACGACCGAGCCUUCAUGACGGACCUCAUGAACUUUCCCAAUCAGACGCGAAACGUCGCUCUCGCUGGCCACCUCCACCACGGCAAGACAGCAUUCAUGGAUAUGCUUGUCAUGGAGACGCACGACAUUGCCGACCGACUCGACAAGAAGACGGGCCGUAAGCGCGACGAGCAGCUGCGCUAUACCGACGUCCACAUCAUGGAGCGCGAGCGCGGCAUCUCCAUCAAGGCCUCGCCCAUGAGUCUGGUCCUCCAGAGCGGCAAGGGCAAGUCGCACCUCGUCAACCUCAUCGACACCCCCGGCCACGUCAACUUUGCCGACGAGAUAGCAACUGCGUUGCGCCUUGUUGACGGCCUGUGUCUGGUUGUGGACGUCGUCGAGGGCGUGCAGGUCAACACGGAGCAAAUCAUCAAGCACGCCGUCCUCGAGGAUAUUCCAAUCACCCUCAUCAUCAACAAGAUGGACCGCCUAGUACUCGAACUGAAGCUGCCCCCAAAAGAUGCCUACUUCAAGCUCAAGCACGUGGUCGAGGAGGUAAACACCGUCAUUACCAACGCCUCGCCCUCGACGGCCGUCUCGAAGCGCAUCAGUCCCGAAAAGGGCAAUGUCCUCUUUGCAUGCACCGACCUCGGCUGGUGCUUCACGCUGCCGUCGUUUGCACAAAUGUACACCGACAAGUAUGGCAACUUCAACGCCGACGACCUCGCCAAGCGGCUGUGGGGGGACAUCUACUUCAACCCCAAGAAGCGCAGCUUCACCCGCAAGCCCGUCGAGGAAAAGGCCCCAAGGUCCUUUGUUCACUUUGUCUUGGAACCCAUCUACAAGAUUUUCACCCACUCCAUCACCGACAGCCCUGCACGGCUCAAGCAGGUGCUGACCCCGCUGGGCAUCGAGCUGAGGCCCUCUCAGUACAAAGCCGACGCCGGGGUCAUCUUGAAGCUGGUGUGCGAGCAGUUCUUCGGCCCCUGCACGAGCUUCGUCGACAUGAUUGUGCGGCACAUCCCGUCUCCGGGCCAGGGCGCCGAGCGUCUCCUGGAACGCCACUACACCGGCCCGCUUGACACCAAGAUUGCCGCGUCCAUCAAGUCGUGUGACCAGGACGGCCCGCUGGUGGUGCACGUCACCAAGCUGUUCAACACGGCUGACGCAAAGAGCUUCUACUCGUUUGGCCGCGUGCUCAGCGGCACCGCGCGACCGGGCAUGGCGGUCCGGGUUCUCGGCGAGGGGUACUCGAUUGACGACGAGGAAGAUAUGACGGCCGCGUCGAUUGGUGAAGUGCUCAUUGCCGAAACGAGGUACAACAUUCCCACCGACGGGGUGCCGGCCGGCAACCUGGUGCUCCUGGGCGGCGUCGACAACUUCAUCGUCAAGUCGGCGACGAUUGUGGCUACGAAGCUGCAGGACGACGAGGACGCGCACAUUUUCCGGCCGGUGACGCACUUUACCCAGUCGGUGCUCAAGCUGGCCGUGGAGCCCGUCAACCCCUCGGAGCUGCCCAAGAUGCUCGACGGGCUGCGCAAGGUGCAAAAGUCGUAUCCGCUCAUCGACACAAAGGUGGAGGAGUCGGGCGAGCACAUCAUCCUCGGGACGGGCGAGCUCUACAUGGACUGCGUCCUCCAUGACCUGCGCCGCCUGUACGCUGACAUGGACAUCAAAGUGUCGGACCCCGUGACGCGCUUCUGCGAGACGGUGGUGGAGACGUCGGCGACCAAGUGCUACGCCAUCACUCCCAACAAGAAGAACAGGGUCACCAUGGUGGCUGAGCAGCUGGAAAAGGGCAUCGCGACCGACAUUGAGACGGGAGUCGUCAAGAUUAAGGAUCCCGUGCGCAAGACGGCCAAGUACUUUGAAGAGCAUCACGCAUGGGACAAGCUGGCUGCGAGGAGCAUCUGGGCGUUUGGCCCGGACGACAGGGGGCCCAAUGUUCUACAGGACGACACGCUGCCCACAGAGGUCGACAAGAAGCUCCUGAGCUCCGUGCGAGAGUCUAUUCGGCAGGGCUUCAGCUGGGCCACUCGCGAAGGGCCUCUGUGCGAAGAACCCAUUCGCAACACCAAAUUCAAAGUGACGGACGUCACGCUGGCCAGUGAAGCCAUCUACAGAGGCGGCGGCCAGAUGAUUCCGACAUCACGUCGCGCAUGCUACUCUUCGUUUCUGAUGGCAUCGCCGCGCCUGAUGGAGCCCUUGUACUCGGUCUCGGUCACAGGUCCGGAAGAUUCGUACAUGGAAGUCUACAACGUGCUGGCGCGCCGGCGAGGACACGUGCUGUCAGACGGCCCCGUGGCCGGGACGCCGCUCUAUCGAGUCAACGGACUGGUGCCUGUGAGUGACAGCUUUGGAUUCGAGACGGACCUGCGGAUCAAGACUCAGGGUAGCUCGAUGGUGAGCAUGGUAUUUGACAGCUGGAGCAUCGUGCCCGGGGACCCGUUGGACAACGAGCAGGUGCUCCGGCCUCUGCAGCCGGCAUCGACGCAGGCGACGGCGCGCGACUUUAUGCUCAAGACAAGGCGGCGCAAGGGGCUGAGCGAGGACGUGAGCGUCAAGACGUUCCUGGAGCCCGAGUUUUACGUGAGCUUGAUUGCGAGCGGCAUGCUGGGAGACGGGUGA